Camelina sativa (false flax) is the source of this 1595-nucleotide messenger RNA. RefSeq names its product F-box/FBD/LRR-repeat protein At1g78750-like. Gene Ontology annotation, molecular function: protein binding. NCBI's taxonomy places the organism in Eukaryota, Viridiplantae, Streptophyta, Magnoliopsida, Brassicales, Brassicaceae. The record is from RefSeq and is a predicted model, not a curated record.
CCAUUAUGCUGCAACCUAAAGCCCAUUAACAUAGUUGUGAAACGCAACAAGCCCUGUAAUUUAAAAUAUGGGACCCACAGCGCCGCGAGUCAGUUGUUCUAUUAAUUUAGCAACCCUCAAUUAAUCGAUUCUCUCUACUGCAAGGUUUUGAGGAUUGCGUUUCUAUUUGAUAAUUGCGGUGGUUAUGGAGGAUGAAGACGGUGGGAAACGUGUUCGUGCCAAAGGCUACGGUGAAGUUGAUUGGAUAAGCAAUUUGCCAGAUUGUUUGAUAUGUGAGGUACUCUUGUGUCUCCCAACGAAAGAUGUAGUUAAGACUAGUGUGUUAUCCAGUAGAUGGAGAAAUCUCUGGAAGUAUGUACCUGGAUUGAACUUCGGUUAUCGUGAUUUCCAAACCCGCAACGCAUUCCCGAUUGACUACAGCGCAUUCUUGAGUUUUGUCGACCGUUUUCUAGGUUUUAAUAGUCAGUCGCGCUUACAAAGUUUUAGGUUAGAGUGCGAAUUUUAUGGUUAUGAUGAGCCAGAGCCUGGAGAUGCUUUUGUUAGGCGGUGGAUCAACAGUGUUGUUAGACGGAAAGUGAAAUAUCUCUAUGUUUCGGACGAUUCUUGUGAUGUCGUGAUGCCUCCAACCAUUUACACUUGUGAGAGCUUAGUAAGCUUGACGCUCUCUGGACUAACCUUGCCUAGUCCCAAGUUUGUUUCUUUACCUUCUCUCAAAGUUCUCAGUCUAGGAAUUAUGAUGUUCGCUGAUGACGACGAUUUGGCUUUAGAAACGCUCAUCUCACGUUGCCGAGUUCUUGAAAGCUUAUAUCGGGUCGUGACAUUAUAUAUAGAGAGGAAUUAUCUUUGUGAUAAUAUUGAAGUUUUACGAGUGUGUUCACAAUCCCUAUUGAGCUUCACUCAUGUUGCAGACGGUUUGGAGGAACUUGUUGAAGAUUUAUUAUUAGUUAUAGUUGAUGCUCCUAGGCUUAAGUUUCUGAAUCUCAGAGAUGGUCGAAUUGAAAAUUUCAUAUUAAAAAAUCCGAGUUCCCUUGUAAAGGCCGAUAUCGAUACUGAGUUUAACCUGUCUUGUGGAAAGAAGUUCGAUCCAAAUGAUCUGCAAAAAAGAAAUAUGAUUCGUAAUUUUCUCGUCGGGAUCUCUAGCAUAAAAAAUUUGAUCAUCGCUUCGUCUACUCUUGAGGUCAUUUAUGAUUACUCAAGAUGUGAACCACUACCCUUAUUCCGUAACCUAUCUUCCUUGCGUGUUAAGUUCUACGGCUACACGUGGGAAAUGUUGCCAAUCUUUCUUGAGAGCUGCCCAAAUCUACAAUCUCUUGUCAUGGGAUCUACUAAUUAUCAGGAGAAGGAGGGAAUUAAUAUCUUGUCUGAACCUCGGCGUGUCCUAUCAUCAUCUCUCAAGUAUGUCAAGAUAGAAAGGCCACUGAAAGGAGAGGCGAUGGAGAUGAAACUAGUGAGUUACAUACUUGAGAAUUCAACAGCCCUCAAGAAACUGACCCUAUGCUUGGAUGAUUCCAUUAAAAAAGAAGAAUCUGUCAUCUUCAGAGAACUCCUUACCAUUCCAAGACUCUCUACAUCAUGCCAAGUUGUCGUUCUUUGAU